AUGUCGCUAACAUCCCCCGCCUUCAAGCUCCACGAGAUGAACAUUCUCGGUGGCCAGAUCGAAGUCCUCAAAGCCGAGCUCACUCACUUGAACCUAUUCCUUGGACGCUAUAUCAGACUACUUUCCCGGGUGCACGCCGAGAGCCUGGAUGCAGUUGCCGGCGAUGCCAUCAGUCGCAGGAAUGAGGGAAUGGCUGCUCGGAUUCUGGAACUUACACAGACACUUGUGAACAAAACUCAGUUGCUCUUGUCCUUGGAUGACAGGCUAGUGGCGCUGUUGAAUGAGAAUCGAUCGGUUAAACUUCAUUAA
Messenger RNA from Morchella importuna, 309 nucleotides. RefSeq lists its product as uncharacterized. Lineage: Eukaryota; Fungi; Ascomycota; Pezizomycetes; Pezizales; Morchellaceae. Bases 1 to 309 code for a protein of 102 amino acids. The record is from RefSeq and is a predicted model, not a curated record. The transcript has a single exon.